CGAAAUAAAACUUAUCUUUCAAUCAACGACUUCUUCUAAGAAAUACAUAAAAAUGUCGUAAAAGAUUUAUUGUAUGAACUUGAUGUUGCAUUUCAGUAAUGCAAACAUGAAAACAUUACUUGGUAUAGUAAUUCUUCUGGCAUUAAAUAAUACAAUAAAAUGCGAGAGUUUGAAAGAAACGCAGAUUAUAAUCAAAUCAUUAUCACCUCCGAAGAAACUGGUAAAACAAAGUAAUAUAAAAAUAAUGAAUGCUAGAAAAUUCGGGAAUUUACACGCACUGGAAAGUCGCAGAGCGAAUGUCGAGAAGAAACGUGAAUACAAAGAAUCUUACACUGUCUUCCCACCUAUACCAGACAAAAGAUUACUUGAAGAUCCCGAUAGUACUUAUUUUGUUGGAGAUGUCUUAUCUGACCGAAAGGCAAGAGUUAAAAAAGUUUUACCCGAAUAUAGUUCAGUAGUAUUCAGAAGGAAAAGAUCCAUCAAUAACGAUACAAAAUUAGAGGAAAUUGCAAAUGAAAAGGAUUCGAAUAGAAGAAGAAAUCGAAAAACGAUUAAAGAUGAUCGUAAAAAUAAACCGAGGCGUAUAAGGAAAACCAAAAAAUUAGACAAAGUAAAAAAAUUGGCAAGACAAGGAAACCAGAAGGACAAUAUUUCGGACGUCAAAAAAAAUAAACAAAAGAAGCGAUCGACAGUACAGCUAAAAUACGCAAAAAAAGUCAAUAACACGAUGAAAAUACAAUCAAAGAAAAAUGUUGUAAAGAAAAAUAAAAAAGCGAAAAGAGAAAGAGAAAACCGACAUCAAGAAAGAAAAGAAAUAAGCAGACGCUUAAUAGCUGGAAGGGACGCCAUGAUACAGGACUAUCCGUACGUGGUUUCCAUUCAGAAGGGUAACGAGCACUGGUGCGCGGGUGCAUUGUUGAAUCCGCGUCUCGUUAUCACAACUGCGAAUUGCGUUUGGAAAGCUCGUAGUGUUAGUCGUAUGCGAAUAAGAGCCGGCACCAGACACAUGGCGAGAGGAGGCCAAGUCGCAAAAAUCCAAGAGGUCGUGAAACACCCCGGCUGGAGUAUCCGAAGUCAACCAGAUUAUGACGUCGCAUUAUUACUUUUGGAUAGAAAUAUUAAGUUUUCAGAUAAAGUCCACGGCGUAGAUCUUCCAAAUCGAGCUAUGUGGCCAGCUUUUGAAGAUGUUUGGGUGACCAGCUGGGGAUCCGAUAGACGAGACGGUAUAUUUCAAGGAGUUGCUGUUUCACUACAAGUGUAUCACGCAAUACUGAUAGACCACGACAAGUGUAACAACAUCACGCAACGCUUCGGGGUUGCGGUUACGCGCAAUUUUAUAUGCGUUGCACAGACUGGGCGACGAGCGCCUUGUACGCGCGACACAGGAGCACCGGCAGUGAGUGAUGGUAUUUUAUGGGGACUUGCGUCUUGGGGUAUCCGGAAACUAUGUGGUACAGAACGCUUUCCAGCAAUGUUCUCAUAUCUUGCGUCACGGUCAAAUCUUGACUUUAUAACGAAUGCCACUCACUACUUGAUGUCGGAUAAACGCUUCUACCCAUAUCCGGACCGUUAUAUUCCCGUGAAAGCAGAAACUACCUCAAGUCCUGAAACAACCACUUUUACGUACUAGAUUCGCUUUUCAUUACGUAUAUUUUUUUAAAUAAUAAUAAUAAUAUAUAUAUAUAUAUAU
Messenger RNA from Nymphalis io (European peacock), 1690 nucleotides. RefSeq names its product transmembrane protease serine 5-like. Gene Ontology annotation, biological process: proteolysis. Bases 74 to 1630 code for a protein of 518 amino acids. The record is from RefSeq and is a predicted model, not a curated record. Lineage: Eukaryota; Metazoa; Arthropoda; Insecta; Lepidoptera; Nymphalidae. Gene Ontology annotation, molecular function: serine-type endopeptidase activity. The transcript has 7 exons.